This is a messenger RNA of Raphanus sativus (radish), 1596 nucleotides long. Its product is annotated as alkane hydroxylase MAH1-like. The record is from RefSeq and is a predicted model, not a curated record. Bases 11 to 1543 code for a protein of 510 amino acids. Gene Ontology annotation, molecular function: oxidoreductase activity, acting on paired donors, with incorporation or reduction of molecular oxygen; heme binding; monooxygenase activity. NCBI's taxonomy places the organism in Eukaryota, Viridiplantae, Streptophyta, Magnoliopsida, Brassicales, Brassicaceae. The transcript has a single exon.
AUCUACUCUAAUGGCUUUUGUAUGCAUACCUAUCGUUUGCUUUCUCAUCUUACUUCCAUUUUUCAUCAAGAAACCAAAUACGAGCUUCAUUACGACGAACUGGCCUCUUAUCGGGAUGCUUCCGGGCCUGUUGAUGGUGCUCCACCGGAUCUAUGAUUUCACCGUGGAGCUUCUCGAGAGCUCCAACUUGACAUUUCAAUUCAAGGGUUCAUGGUUGACUGGUAUGGAUAUGUUGGUGACCGUUGAUCCAGCUAACAUUCACUAUAUGUCAAGCUCAAACUUCUUGAAUUACAACAAAGGCCCUGACUUCAAAGAAGUCUUUGAUGUUUUCAAUGAUGUGAUAUUCAACGUGGAUGCGGAGCUUUGGAAGAAUCAUAGAAAGGCAGCGGAGGGCAGACUCAAACAUCAGGCCUUUCCCGGACUUUCAAUGAGUGUCACGCGAAAUAAACUCAAGAACGGGCUUGUGCCUGUUUUCGAUCAUUUUGCAAAGGAAGGGAUGGUCCUGAACUUGCAAGAUGUGUUCCGGAGAUUCACUUUCGACACAUCCAUGGUUCUAAUAACUGGUUCUGAUCCUACAAGUCUCUCCAUCGACAUGCCAGAGAAUGAGUUCGACAAGGCUCUUACUGAGGCUAUAGGAGGGAUUUUGUAUAGACAUAUAAAACCAAGAUUCUUGUGGAAGCUACAAAGAUGGAUGGGAUUGGGAAUAGAGAAGAAAAUGUUAGAAGCUAAUGACAUUUUCUUUCGUGUGUGUGCCAAAUACAUAUCAGCUAAGAGAGAGGAGGUAAGACUACAAGGCAUUAGUCACCAUUCCCCUCGUGGAGAGUGUGAAGAUUUGUUAACGUCUUACAUUAAGCUAGACACAACCAAGUACGAGAUCUUGAACCCUAGUGAUGAUCGAUUCCUCAAAGAUGUCAUCUUGAGUUACAUUGUAGCUGGGAGAGAUACCGUUACCGCUGCACUUACUUGGUUCUUCUGGCUUCUCUCAGAAAACCCUAACGUGGCGGCCAAGAUUCGCCAAGAAAUCAACAAGAAUCUGCCAAAAUCAAAUACUGGCCAGGUGAAGUCAUCUUUUGACCCCAUUGAGCUCAACAAGCUGGUGUACUUACAUGGCGCGUUGUCUGAAUCAAUGAGGUUAUACCCACCAGCUCCCUUCGAACGCACGUCUCCCAUAAAAACAGAUGUGCUUCCAAGUGGGCAUAAAGUCGAUCCGAACUCCAAAAUACUUAUCCUUAUCUACGCGCUUGGGAGGAUGAAAGCUGUAUGGGGAGAAGAUGCCUCUGAAUUUAAACCAGAGAGAUGGGUUACCAAUACAGGUAGCUUAAGGCAUGAACCUUCCUUCAAAUUCUUAGCGUUUAAUGCUGGCCCGAGAACUUGUCUUGGUAAGCAAUUAGCUAUGAAUCUGAUGAAGACAGUUAUUGUUGAGAUAUUACAAAACUAUGACAUUCAUGUCAUCAAAGGCCAGAAGAUCGAGCCACUUCCCGGUCUUAUUCUUCGCAUGACGCAUGGGCUUAGCGUCACAAUUACUAAACGAGAUCCAGCUUAGUUCAGUCUAUCAUAAACUAAAUCGUAAUAUGAGGCAUAAUAAAACAUUAAGAA